Phycomyces blakesleeanus NRRL 1555(-) is the source of this 1088-nucleotide messenger RNA. RefSeq names its product C2H2-type zinc finger transcription factor. The transcript has a single exon. The record is from RefSeq and is a predicted model, not a curated record. Bases 1 to 966 code for a protein of 321 amino acids. Lineage: Eukaryota; Fungi; Mucoromycota; Mucoromycetes; Mucorales; Phycomycetaceae.
AUGACAAAGGCUGUUCGACCACCAAACGAAGAAAAUAAAACAAAAGCAAAGCGAGGACGUCGAAAGGCGUCUGCUGUAAAAGACCACCUUUCACUUAAACCGGUCCCACAUCGGCCGUCUUCUUCCGGAUCGGCCAUAGUAGAGAACCGGUACGGCUCUCUCCUGUCACUCAUCGACGCAACCUACCCUCCUCUCCUGUGUACUGCCUGCGACUUUGUAUCUCCUAGUCGUCGUGACUCCUCUAUUCAUUUCCGCAUACACCACCCUUCAACCCCUCGUUUCCUAUGUCUCCACCCACAUUGCGACAUGCGCUUUGGUUCCCGAGGUGCUCUUCGUUUUCAUCUUUCUCAUGCGCACUCUGUUUGUCUCAACUUCACCUUACCAAUUCCUCCAUCAUCAACCAAAUCAACAUCUUUAACUUCAGCAUCUGCAUCUGCACCAACACCAACACCUAAAUCCACACCUAAAUCUACACCAACUCCUACACCAACUCCUACUCCUACUCCUAAAUCCACACCUAAGCCUACGCCUACACACACACCUACCUACACUGUUGCAUCCUUGUCUCCACCACCGCCAUUCAAACCUCAUCUUGUUUUCUCUACAAGAGCACCCAGAGGAUCCAAAAAAAUAAUUCUCUCCCAAAAUUCAGAAGACGCCCUUAAUGCAGCAUAUCCUCCACUUCAGUGCCCUGCCUGUCACCAGACAUUCAAUCGAAAAACAAACGUAAUUAAGCACCUCACCGAAGAUCAUCAUGGAGAAGAGCCAUACCGUUGUAUGUUCCAACACUGCAUUCACCCAAGACACUAUGCCACACGCGAAGGUCUGGUUUAUCAUAUUCUCAGAGCUCAUGAUGAUGGACAAACUACUGACAUGCAGGACGCAAUGUCCACCAGUAGUGGAUCAUCAGAUCAACCAUUAGAAGAAGAUCCGAGAAGAUUCAACAGGCGCCAUGACUCAAACUAGAAUUGUAAUGGUUAAUUAGCAUUGGGUGAUUUUGUAUCAUAAUUAAAAAAUAAAUAUAAUAAUUUAAUUCCAAAAAAUAAAUAAAUCAAUAAACGCACAUAAGCAUCUCAUUUUAUAAACAU